Spea bombifrons (plains spadefoot toad) is the source of this 1020-nucleotide messenger RNA. It is a transcript of the gene SYCE3, whose product is annotated as synaptonemal complex central element protein 3. Gene Ontology annotation, biological process: synaptonemal complex assembly; reciprocal meiotic recombination; spermatogenesis. NCBI's taxonomy places the organism in Eukaryota, Metazoa, Chordata, Amphibia, Anura, Pelobatidae. The coding region runs from base 399 to 665 and encodes 88 amino acids. The record is from RefSeq and is a predicted model, not a curated record. The transcript has 4 exons.
GUUGUGUGCGCCGUGGCGCCGCCCUGCGUGUUAUCUGCUCGUGGGAUCGCGGUGACACGCGUGGGGCCAGUUUUCCUGUUGUGUUACAGUAUUAGGGGUGUAGCGCUAUAACUUGCUGUUGACGUUAACCAUUUAGGCGCUAGAGAGGGUGAAAUAUUUUGGUGAAAUAAUUCACCAAUGUCAUGAUCAGUAGGAGACUGUAACCACGAUCCAUAUUAUUGCCUCUUGUUUACUGUGUGGUGGAUCGUCUUCAGCUGCAAACAAAUGCAUAUAGAGGGCCAUGCUUACAAGCAAUAGCACACUACAAUAGCUACCAGGCUUUCUACCGAGCGUGGCUUCCAAAAGGAUUGGCUUAGAACUUGGAAUUAAUAUAUAUUCAAGGAAAGGUAGAGAGAUAAAUGACAGAGUCAAACCCAAACACAGACAGCUACGAUGAUGUGUCUAAAAUGUUGCAAGAUCUGAACAAGGACCUGAAGAAUAUGCUGGAGGAAGUGGAAAAUAUAUCAGCUCAAGCAACUUGGAUGGCUUUUGAUAUGGUAGUGAUACGCACCAAUCCCACCCUGGCUGAAUCCAUGAAAAGACUAGAAGAUGCUUUCAUAAAAUGCAAGGAAGAGGUGGAGAAAAAAUGGCGAGAGAUGCUAGAUAAACCCAAGAAUAAUACAUAAUUGGAAUAUUACAUAAUAUAGAUGUAACCCAGAUUCAUGAGAUUAGAGAACAUAAUUCAAAUGCUUAUUAAGAAUAUUAUUGAAAAAUAACUGAAAAAGAACACAGCCUGUAUUGGUGCGUAUCCAAACCCAACACCUAUUACUUUCAUAACUUAAACUAAAUAGAAGAUUCAACGUCUUGGAUGUAAUGCCGACAUAGAGUACACAAUGGUUAUAAACCUGAAAAAGAGAGCACAUGAACUAGACACAGAGUGUAUACCAAUAAAGUAGAAAUAUGAACAGCUGGCACUUUAAUGUUAACCCUUGUUUAUUAAAAUACUACUCACAUAUGUGAACAUCUAUGGAGUAAUUAGUC